This is a messenger RNA of Paramecium primaurelia, 204 nucleotides long. The record is from the annotation of a GenBank genome assembly. NCBI's taxonomy places the organism in Eukaryota, Ciliophora, Oligohymenophorea, Peniculida, Parameciidae.
AUGGAAAUCUGUAUACAAUAGGAUGUGAUAAAACUAGAAGAUUUAAAAAUUAUAGUUUCAGUAAUAGAAUUGAGAAAUAAAUUUUUGAUCAAUUUUAUUAAACCAAUCCAUCAAGUAUGUUAUAUUUAGCAAGAUGAACCAAUUUGUAUGAGAAUAAUAAGGAAAUUAAAAUUAAAAGGAAUAUUCAAUAAUUCCUAUAAUUGA